AUGCUUGACCAUUUCGAAUUCUCUGCUACUAACGGAUUCCGAUAUUAUGCCAUGAUACUUGAAUACCUUCCUGGUGGAGAUUUAGCCCAUUUUUUUCAGCGAAUGCAGAAUUAUGUUUUUGGUCUGAGUUAUAUUCAUGGCAAAAAUAUCAAGCAUAGAGAUCUCAAGCCUGAAAAUAUUCUUCUUACAGCUGAUAGGCUGCAGGUUAAAAUUGCUGAUUUCAACAUCUCUCGAACAUCCGAGGAAACGAUUGAGACAGGCGUCGCCGGAUCGAUGGAGUACUUGUCACCAGAAGAAAUCAAUGUUCAAGGAAAUUCAGUUCCAGUCACCUUCAGUCAAGACAUGUGGCCGCUUGGGAUCAUUUUUCAAAUGUUGUGUACUUUUAGACAUCCGUUUGCGUUUGGAAAUCACUAUCAGACGAUGACGAAUAUCAUAAAUAAUAAUCGAGAACCCGCGGAAGUUGAUUUCCCAGAGAUGGAAGCCCUCAUUCAACGAUGCUUGGUUGUCGAUAUAAGCGAAAGAGCCGAAAGUGCUUCUGCAUUGAUGGCUCAUCCUUCUCUAUCUAGCCUUAUACAACAGCUAGAAGCAGGAGUUCGACCGGCCGAUUUGAUUUUUCCAUCGUCACGAGAAGACCCACUUUUAAACACGAUCGAGUGGCAACGCGGGGAAAUCGAACAAUUAAGAAACGAGCUCGCAGAAACACGACAGAUGCUACAUACAGAGACAGAGGGACUUGGCCAUCUUACUGGAACCGAAAGGCGUCGACGUCCUCAUGAUACUGAAGUCGUGCGACGAAUUUUAAGGGCGAUGGCAGCAGGGGCGAUCAAUUUCAAUUUUUUGUUUAAAUACGACAGAGAAUUGAAAGUAACAGAAUCUGGAUGGAGACUCGAACAUUCAACAAAUAUAAGAGGAAGAGACAGCGGCUUUUGGAAGUUGUUGCUUACUCACAAUGGCAGACGAAAGGAAUUCGAAGCAAGUGGAGAGGACAUUCGCCGUGGAACUGGGAGGAGCGAAAACUUGAAACAAUAUUUGACUCCGGACAAAAACGGUAUUGUACGAAUUGAAGGAAGGCAUACGUUUAUUAGAUGGAAUAUAACAAUGAAGAAAUAA
Messenger RNA from Oikopleura dioica, 1110 nucleotides. NCBI's taxonomy places the organism in Eukaryota, Metazoa, Chordata, Appendicularia, Copelata, Oikopleuridae. The record is from the annotation of a GenBank genome assembly.